AAUACACAUUCAGAAAUUCAUCAGCAAAGGAGAGAGAGAAAGAAAGAGAUCACCUUUCUAUGGAUCUUCGAGCACCUUGUAGUAUUUCCACUUCAAUUUACAGAAAUACGGCAUCUAGCCGGAAACUUCCCUCCCGUAAUUCGUUUAAAUGCCGGAGAAAGACCACGUCGGAGCUUCAGGCAAUAGUCUCCGACCAAGUCAGCAACAGUUCGCCGUCAAUCCCAACUCACAAAGUCACCGUUCAUGACCGACAACGAGGAAUUGUUCAUGAAUUCUUUGUGCCCGAGGAUCAAUAUAUAUUACAUAGUGGUGAAUCUCAGAAUAUAUCCCUCCCAUUCGCUUGCAGGCACGGGUGUUGUACUAGUUGUGCUGUUCGUGUAAAAUCUGGACAAUUGAGACAACCUGAAGCUUUAGGAAUUUCUGCUGAAUUGAAGUCACAGGGUUAUGCACUUCUAUGUGUGGGUUAUCCAUCUACUGAUCUUGAGGUUGAAACACAAGACGAGGAUGAGGUAUAUUGGCUUCAAUUUGGUAGAUAUUUUGCUCGAGGACCGAUUGAGAGGGAUGAUUAUGCAUUGGAGUUAGCUAUGGGUGAUGAAUAAGGGAGGGGAGCUUGAUUGCAUUGCUAAUUAAAGGUUAUGUUUUUGUAGGAUUCUUGUUGAGAGAGGACAUGUUUGUAACUUGUGGUGGUGCAUGUAAUAUAUGGUUAUUGGACUUGUUCUUACUUUUGGUCAAAACAAAAACAUUACAAUGGUGCAAA
Messenger RNA from Impatiens glandulifera, 757 nucleotides. RefSeq names its product ferredoxin C 2, chloroplastic. The transcript has 6 exons. The coding region runs from base 60 to 599 and encodes 179 amino acids. Gene Ontology annotation, molecular function: iron-sulfur cluster binding. Lineage: Eukaryota; Viridiplantae; Streptophyta; Magnoliopsida; Ericales; Balsaminaceae. The record is from RefSeq and is a predicted model, not a curated record.